Messenger RNA from Suillus paluster, 648 nucleotides. RefSeq lists its product as uncharacterized. The record is from RefSeq and is a predicted model, not a curated record. Bases 23 to 253 code for a protein of 76 amino acids. The transcript is spliced from 2 exons. NCBI's taxonomy places the organism in Eukaryota, Fungi, Basidiomycota, Agaricomycetes, Boletales, Suillaceae.
GGUUAGAUAUUGACACGGGUCGAUGGGCUCAAUCUGUGACAGAAUGGCGUUCUUUGCUGCUGCAUUAUUGACCGUGAUUCUCCGCACUUCUUGUAUUGUCACCCAGGUAUUUCAUACGGUUUGGGCCCCAAUAUUCCUUCUAGCGACAUGGCCCAUCUUGGCUGCCAAUGAUAUUCACAUCUCUCGCCUGUGGUACUGGAUCAUAGAACGAAGAACAAGCCGUGAAGAAUGUGUUCAAGCGAAACAACCCUGAUCAACUCCGCCAGAAACUAAGAACUGCGCUGUGAGCCACAGCACCGACACGAAAGCAGAAACAUGACUCACCCUCGUGUCAUAUCAACUCGUCGGUAUCUCAGGUCCACACCACGGUCCGGAGGACUAUUACAUUUUAGGGUAAAAGGGGGUUGAAUAUUGGAUGCAAAGCAAACUACUUCGAGUACUCACAGCCAAAAUACAGUCUCGAGAGCAGCAAUCACGAUCCGAGUGGCAAGGCGAGAACUCAGCAGAACAGCCUCGCCCGCCGAGAACAGCUGGUGUGGCAUUAACAGACAUAGAUGCUGUCAAAGCAGCAACGACGACGAGGAAGGAGAAACGCAUUGGUUGUGUGAGGUAAUACGGGAUCUGGCAGGGAGGUCCCCGAAUGACUCU